GUGGGGCGACAAAUGUUGUCAGUUCGAAUUCGGUCUUCGUGUCGUAUACAUUUGCUGCGCGUUUGCCCGCUAAAUACGAAAAAUACGAUCACUGAACCAACCAAGGAAUGGAAAAUUCGGCCUAUGUGCCCAAUUCGGGGCAUUUAAAUUCCCCGGCCUUGGUGGUGUUUUCUCAAGCCGGUGGUCUACUUCAGCGUCCCUUCAACCCUCAGUUCGCCAUGUCGGAGGCGUCGAAGGAGCUGCACCGACCGUUCACGGCCUCCAGCUUCGGCCUCCGCCACAUGGAGGCGUACGGCGGCAUCCCGGCCCACAUCCUGAACCACCUUCAACCCCAAUUCCUCCAUCCGGGCCUCUCCCUGGGCUCGGGCGCCUUCCGUCCCCUGGCCGACCUGAAGUCCUUCCCGUCGCCUUCCGCCUUCACGCCGCCCAAGUGUCUGAAGAUCGAGACCAACAGCGACGUCCACUCGAGCCACAGCCACGGCAUAUUCUCGCCGUCGGAAGAACGGAUUUUGGGCCCGAGUCCCAGGACCGAUUCCUGUUCGCCGGCCAGCGCCUCCAUGUCGCCGCAGCCGCAGACGGCGGUCAAGGAGGAAAGUCUGGACGCCCAGAUGUCGGAGGACGGCGAGGCCCACGGCGCGGCCCACGACAACGACUCGCCCGGCAUCCACGAGGAGAACCGGAGCUUUAGAAGAUAUCAUGAUGACAGUAGAAAAUUUUUACUAGGCCCUCUGUUCGGGGGUGGAUUCAACAAUUCGGGGGGGUACACUUUCUCCGUGCCCGGACUACCACCAGCUGCACACGCUUUAGCCAAGACUACGUUCCUCUUCGAUCACGACAUCGUGUUAAACAAGAAAAAACGCGACCCAUCCAGUUGUCCGGUGUGCGGCCUGACAAUCUCCCCCGGCGACCUAGAGACCCACUUCAUGCACGAACUGGAACGACUUUACAAGCUCAACGGUACCGGAAUAGCGUCGACGAGGAAACGACGCCCGGAGCCGGGCAGACCUCAGGCGCUUCCAGGCGACCAUGGACCGGACGGCAGAUGGGAGACUUUCCAGAGGAUAAAGACGAACAGACAGGGACGGUUGCGGUUGAAGAUACGCAAACGCAAAAACGACGACAACUGUGCCAUCUGCACCGACAGGCCGCACAGAACGCAGGAGGAGAUCAACUUACACGUGGAACAAUGCACCAGGAAGAACGCCAUGAACGACGAGGAUGAAACAGUGGACGUGGAAGGCGACUCAGAGUUGGAAGAUUGGUCGGAGGUGCAGGCGAGAAGGGCUGCAGCUUUGGUGGGUACCAUUCCGAGCAGUACUGGAAGAACAACGGAGAUCGAUAACGAAGCCGACGACGUGAUCGUCGACGGUGAUGAUCCGGAGGAACACAGCUUCGGUCCUUCUCAAUACACCGAAUCAGACGUCGUGGUUAAAGAGACCAAAGAGAAGGACGGUCAAUCGCAGGUAGCUACUGUUAACUCCACAGGCGACGUCGAAGUGAAGGUGGAAAGUAACGGCCAACAGUGCGAUAGUAACGUCAGUACGUCUGACGCUGAACCAAGUAGUAGAAUUCAAUUAAUAGAAGAACUGAGGAAUAGAAUUCGACAGUUGGAGGCUGAAGGGGGAGGCGAGACCGCCACAAGUACAGACCCGGAGGAUUAUAAAUGUUUAAUUUGCUUGGAGCAUUACAAGAAGCCCGUAAUAUCGACAGUUUGUUGGCACGUUCAUUGCGAGGAGUGCUGGUUGCACACACUGGGGAGCAAAAAGGUGUGCCCGCAGUGCAGUAUGAUCACUUCCCCAACAGAUCUCCGUCGUAUUUUUAUGUAAACGAUAUUGACGUAUAUCCAAUAAACUACUAAACGUUAAAAGAAAUGUUUCAUGCACCGUACUUAUAUAACUGCACUAAUUAAUAUAGAAGAACAGCUUAACAUACCUAUUCCUUAAAAAAAUACUGUAUAACCCCUGAUCUAUAUAUGUCUCUUUGGAAAUUUCUAUUAUUUCUUUUCAAACUUCAUCGAAAAGUGUAAACAAAUUUGUUAAUUAAAAACUUGUUAUGAUAUUAGGAUGUAUGUAGGUUGGUAGAGUUUUUCAUUUCUGAAUGGUAUAUAUCCGAAAAUGAUAUUUGUAUUAUUUAUGACAUAUAUCUUAUUUUAUUUGAUGUUAUUUUUAAAUUAUUUACUAUCUUUAUAAUUAUGUAAUAUAAAUAUUUAUGUUGUUUGUAACUAUUAUUAUAUGUUAAAAUUGUAUCAUA
Messenger RNA from Aethina tumida (small hive beetle), 2250 nucleotides. Its product is annotated as E3 ubiquitin-protein ligase RNF220. The transcript is spliced from 9 exons. NCBI's taxonomy places the organism in Eukaryota, Metazoa, Arthropoda, Insecta, Coleoptera, Nitidulidae. The coding region runs from base 108 to 1826 and encodes 572 amino acids. The record is from RefSeq and is a predicted model, not a curated record. Gene Ontology annotation, molecular function: metal ion binding; ubiquitin protein ligase activity. Gene Ontology annotation, biological process: protein ubiquitination.